AUGUGGCAACAUCUCAAAACUUCGAAAAACGUCCUCUGGGACUUCUACUACAUUUACGAGCAGCGUUGGGCGCAUAUCUACAUGGAUCAGUUGAUGGAAUUGACCGGCAAGACCGAGAGACAGGUCAGCGACAUUCUGCAGUAUUACCGUUCAAUUGACUACCAACAUGGGAUCAGGAUUCCAUGUCAAAAAUACACACCAACUCAGACUUACUAUCUCAAGAAGGCUUAUCGGGAAUCGAGAUAUGCUGGAAAGGACAAGACAACUUAUUUGGUCAAAAAGACGCGGCUCUUGAGGAAUCAGGAAAUUAAUACUUGGUACUUUAACAAAUUAGAUGUUCUAUGUGAUGCUUCAAUCCAAUACAAGGAUCAGUCUCUGAUCAAUAUCCGGGAUAUCAUUGCUGCUCAAUUUGUGAACGAACUCAAAUAUCAAAACGAUACACCUUGGAAUUCAACUGUUGAAUUUAUUCAAUAUUUCACAAAACAUGGAAACGUGGAGCUCAAUGAUUGUGUCAAGGAUACGAAAUACCAACUUGACGACUCUGCCGUUCCUUCCCCAGCUCUUCCAGACCAAUUCAUGAAGUAUAUGAAACGAAAUGUCAAACUUUAUUCGUUCAAAUGGGAAAGAAAUCUAAACUAUACACUCCAAGAAACGGAUCGUAAUUCGCUGGACUUCGAUGUCUCCUUCAAAUUGCCGGAAAAAAACUGGAAUGUCAAAUGUGAAGUUGGAUUGUUUCACUCACGCCGAUACUAUCACAUUUCUGAGCUCAAACAGUCUGGAACGUGUGCAAAUGCAGGAGAAGUGGUCCCAUUUGAACCUAGAGACUUGGAGGCCGAUGAUAAAAAUGCAACUGUCAUGUGGUUCCAGGGAGCAUUUGCGCCAAAGUUCCCAGCUUGGACUGAUAGUGAUAUCAGUAAUCUUCCAACUCAUUUUUUGCAACUUCUCAAAACUUCUGUUAAAAUUAACGUGUGUCAUGAGAACAAGGUUGAGGAAGUUGAAUAUACAAAAGAACAAUUCCUUUCCUGGUAUAGACACUUUGAAGUAAUGUGGGCAGUACCUGACUCUUCUCAUUUCACCCAUCAACUCUUAAAUAUGGGAGACAAAUUCAUUUCCGGUCGAGUUACCAUGAAACUCGUUACGCGAUCAGUGAAGGAUGCACCUGAGCGUGAUUGGCAGUUCAAAUACGUUGCUACUCAUUACGGUAAAGAUUGGGAGCUCUCCAGUUUGUAUGUGUUGUGCAAUGAUGCCGUUGAGUACAAAGAUGAAUCUUAUCUUCAUAUUCGAAAGAUCAUUGCGAAAGAUUUGUGGAAAAUGUGGAGGAAAUGGAGAAGUUUGCGAUUCCGCCGAGAUGGUGGACGACUGUUGACUGAACUCGACAUGUUCGCUUAUGAUAGACAACAGCGAUACAACUUUUUAGUUCACCAAGGUUUGACAAAGGAGAGCCCUCGCUUCCAGCUAAAGAUAGAAAUGAAUUCCAUUUCAAAACCAUCUCCCAGGCGGACGUUGAGAAUCCAGAAUACACUUAUGAGCACGAGUGAUCUUUCACUAUCAAUUGGGACGAAAUGGACCAAAUGUAUUACAUUACAAAAAUCAGAAUGUCAUGUGGCAUCGAAUUUGAAGAUGGCAUACCGGUUGAUGCGAACUACAUGGUUUUCAAUUUUCGUGGAAAGAGACAUCGAAAGUGAAUAA
Caenorhabditis briggsae is the source of this 1689-nucleotide messenger RNA. The transcript is spliced from 10 exons. Bases 1 to 1689 code for a protein of 562 amino acids. The record is from RefSeq and is a predicted model, not a curated record. NCBI's taxonomy places the organism in Eukaryota, Metazoa, Nematoda, Chromadorea, Rhabditida, Rhabditidae.